GACCAGUGUAGACAAACCCUUUCCUGCCUCCACAGAGCUCAUGAGCUGUCAAGCUGCAGAGCUGACCCACCUCACUGGGGACAGCUCAGCAAACACCACAGAUGAACUCCUGUGUGUUCUUGGCACCUCCAACUUCAGAUAACUGCAGGAAGCUGCCUUUGGAAUAGGUCCUCUUUCUAUGCCAGGUUUCUGACUUGCUCUAACACUGCUUUGAAAGGCAAGAUACCUUGCUUUCUUUUUUCCAUGGAAUUCCCAUUUUUUCAUGGGAAGAUAACAAGAAAAGCCUGUGAAGAGCUGCUGAGCAGGAAGAAGAAGAAUGGCAGCUAUUUAAUACGGGAGAGUGAGAGUGUGGAAGGAGCCUUGUGUCUCUGUGUUUUCUUUGAGGACCUCAUCUACACUUACCGUAUCUUCAGGGAACAGCAAGGGCAUUUCAGAAUACAGACUUCUGAAGGUGCUCCAGAAAUGACCUUCAAAACAUUAAAGGACUUAAUAUAUGCUUUUGAAAAGCCAAACCAAGGACUGGUAAUAAACCUCCGCUAUCCAGUGAAGAAACCGAACGACUUGCGAAGAAGCCAGAGGUGCAAGUCAGAAAUGGACAGCAUUUAUGAUGAAGUUGAUGACAGCGGUGAUUACGUCCAUGUCUUACCUUGAUGGGUCUGCACUGAUGGUUUGGGAAGCUGCUGUUCCAGGAUGUGCCCCAGCACAGUUCCUCAGCUGCAGAGAGCUUCCAGCUGGGUGUCCUCUGCUCCAGAUCUGGAAUUACCCUUCUCCUUCGGCAGAGUAGCUGUAUCUUCUACCAAAAGAUCCUGUACAAGCUAUUAUGCAUAUUUGCUCAGCAAUAAAAGAAAUGCUUUUUGUUACAGACUCAUACACACACAUAGGUAUGGGGGGAAGGUAGCUUGUGUCCAUGUAUGUGUCUUCUGGUGGUUUUUAGCCAGCAAAUUGUCCAAGAUGUUGACUGCUAGAGUGAACAUUCUGUUAGCAGGCAGCAAUAUAAGCACUUUAAAUGAAUGGGCAUAAAGCAGAAAUUCAUGGCAGAAUUGAUAAAAACCAUAUAUGACAAAACUAUUGGCAUUUAAAACCCCCAAACUCUGUUACUUUGCAUAUGAUUCACGUUACCUCAUUGUUGGAGGAGUGAACAGUAUUUCAGCAAUGUCAAGGAAUACUAGUAGUCCGUGGUUUGAAUAAUGCAAAUUAAAACAAAAAUCCUGUGUUAAAUCCAUGCCAUAAAAAACUAACCAACCAGAGGAAAAUUGUCUGAAAUACUUUUAAUGUUGAGAAAUGGUUCUGGCAGAUUACAAGAGGACUACAAGUUCUACAUGCAUGUCAGUGUGAACACAUCAUUUUUUAAUAGGUUCUGUACAUAUAGGAAUGCUUACUCCAUUUCAUUUUCUACUGGCAUUAGUUCUGUAUUAUGUAUAUUAUCUUUUGUUGUUUGUUUGUUUUAAAUGUAAGAAUUUGCUUUAAUAUCACCCUGAAUUUUAAAUAUUUAAUAAAUACUUUAGUUCUGAAGGUGGCCUGCAAUUAGCAGCCACAGCCAGAACUGGA
This is a messenger RNA of Oenanthe melanoleuca, 1548 nucleotides long. It is a transcript of the gene SH2D1B, whose product is annotated as SH2 domain containing 1B. NCBI's taxonomy places the organism in Eukaryota, Metazoa, Chordata, Aves, Passeriformes, Muscicapidae. The transcript is spliced from 4 exons. Bases 244 to 651 code for a protein of 135 amino acids. The record is from RefSeq and is a predicted model, not a curated record.